UCACAGAGGCGCUGGAGCCUCUCUCCCAGCAAGGGCUAGUCAGUGUUCUCUUCUGACGUUCUUGGCUGCCCCGUGCCAGACCAGAGGGGGCCAUGGAGGGAGAGGAGAAGCAGCAACACUAUAAAGUAGAAGAUGCUGGUAUAGCAUGCAUAACUGAAAACAAAGAAGAAAUCAAACAUGAAAAAAGUCUUGGAAAAAGCACACAACACUCAAAACCCAGUGUGGACAGAAGACGUGUAGAUUAUGCUAAAUUCAUUAACACAAAUGCAAGAACAUACAAUGAGCCAGUUCCCUACAUUGAUCAUAAAGGACCAGCAAAGCAGAGAAAAUGGUGGUUACACAGUGAAGCACCAGUGUCUGUCUCCCAACCAUCUUACGACACCAAGAGCACCCAGAGGAGUGAUUUUCAAAAGCCAGCAUGCCCGCUGGUUUUGCCAGUCAAAUACAGCAGGCUGCAAAAGCCUACUUGUGGAAUAGUUCCACUUACCUGUCUGAGCUCAUCAGGAGAACAUGAAGACAAUUUUGUAGAAUACAUCUCCUUUAUACAUCAAUAUGAUGCCAGGAAAACUCCCAACGAGCCUAUCCGGGGAAAGAGACAUGGGACUUUUGUGCAGAGAGCAAUAAAGCCACCGACUGUGCCAAUAAUUCCUAAGGAACCAGAGGUAUUACCGAACACUCUAGGGUCACAUUCAUCAGAACAGCCCCAAAGAACAGAAGACGGAAACUCAUCAAGAGACAACAUGCCCUCACCAGGCACGUGCUGACAGAAUUCCCGAGAACUGCUGGAGACUUAGAAACAGAAGGCAGCCCAGGCCGGCAGGCCCAGAGCCUGGCGUGUGGGUGAGGACUUCAGGUGUGCUGCACUCAACUGUAAAGCCAGUCUUCUCACAAGCAUGGGCCUUUAAACCCACUAAUAAAGUCAGGACAAGUGA
Mesocricetus auratus (golden hamster) is the source of this 932-nucleotide messenger RNA. RefSeq names its product chromosome unknown C2orf73 homolog (gene Cimip6). Lineage: Eukaryota; Metazoa; Chordata; Mammalia; Rodentia; Cricetidae. The record is from RefSeq and is a predicted model, not a curated record. The transcript has 5 exons. The coding region runs from base 93 to 764 and encodes 223 amino acids.